Lolium perenne is the source of this 2030-nucleotide messenger RNA. RefSeq lists its product as uncharacterized. The record is from RefSeq and is a predicted model, not a curated record. Lineage: Eukaryota; Viridiplantae; Streptophyta; Magnoliopsida; Poales; Poaceae.
UAUAGCCAGCCACACAUCCAAACUGUCUGAAUAACAUCCACUAGUUAGCUGCUGUCCUCCUCCUCCUCCAUGCUCCAGAUCAGAAUUGAAGGGUUUCUGUGCAGCAGCACCAAGCAGGAGCUUAGCAAGGAUGCCGGGCAGUAUCCAGAUCUCAGACAUCCAACCACCAGUCACCCCUCCACUGUUCUUGCAAGUUACUGUCGGAAAAAGAGAGUACAGUGGAAACAUAGGGCAAGAUGGUUUCUCUUUUCCAGUUACAUCACUUCGUGAUAGCAUGGUCAUGACACUGUACGACGCAGGCAAGGACUUGGUAUCUAAAACAGAGGUGAAUACAAGGGCGAUUGUUGAGUUGGGAACCAUGGAUGCUGUUUUCAGUCUGGACAGUGGAGGGGCAAUUAUUCUCCAGUUGAGGUUCUUACUCAGUGAUGAAGACCGCAAGCGUAUCCAAGAAAUGAGGAACUCUGUAGUGAAAAGGAAACAGCAAGAGCUUCUUGGGAAUGGCCAUGAACUCUAUUUCCAAGAGCAGGCAGAAGAGAUCUCUGACAUUGCAAGUAAAGGAGAUCAUCUUAUGCUUCGCAAGAGCAUGAAACUGGAUGAUCUGAAAGAAAGGGAUGCCUCCUCUGUAGUAAGUGUAGCAUUGCCUAAUGAGCAUUCAGAAGAAAUCUCUGACAUCGCAAGCAAAGGAGAUCAGCUUACGCUUCGGAAGAGUCUGUCACUGGAUGAUUUGAAAGACAGCUAUGUCCCCUCUGUAGCAAGUUUAGGUUCCCGCGCGAUAGGUUCAAAUGACCUAGUGCUUGAAGGCCCCAUUGAUAUUGACUCCAAGAAAGGUCAGGGCAAAGAGAGUAGAUUAAGUAGUGCAGUGAAGAAGAUGAUAACUGCCUUUGAAAGCAGCUCUCCGCAGGCUCCGCAUUCGAUCCCAAGGAUAAAAUCAGAAAGCUCUUUAGAAGGGGUGUCAGUUUCUUCAGAGACUUCCACCAACUCUUCCAUCAAGCCUCAUACUAGUGGCGCAUCACUGAGUAUGCAGAGAGAUCUUUCGGCCGGAACAUCAGGCAAAGUGACCAUUACUUCUGCCGAUACAGUUUCAAGUUCGAGGUCGGGAAAGCAGGUUAUGUUUGGCAAGAAGAAACCAGCCACAUCUAGACAGACGGGUGUGUCAAGUACAUCUGAAAGCCGAAGACGAAGCUCCAGUAGGCGCGAGAGAACAGCUAAGACGAGCAUGGGAGACAAUGAUUUGAUCCGUUCUGCAGAAAAGCAUCGCAGUCGCUCCAUCGGUGCCUACCUGCCCGAGCAGCAGCAGACGGACCGUUUGGCUGCGGCUUCCAGCAUCACCUGGAUCCACCCGCAUGUCUGCAUUACAACCGCGAGCAGACAACUGAGAAACCUUGUUGACCUCGAGCACCUCAAUUCAGUGAGGAACAUAGAACCGAAUGCAAGGGAAGAAACUAAAGAGAACAAGAGCGGGGAUGACAUGAGGGACGCGGCAUUUUCGGCACGGCAGUCUCCGGUGUUGAACGGGUGGUUGAUUAACCAGGGGGUGCGUGCCGUGAUUGUGGUCAUUGCCUGUGGGGCAGUGUUUUUCAACAACAGGUGAAGAAGAGGAAGAAGAAAAGUGGCAGUUAAUAUGAGAAGCUGCGAUGAGAUGGGUUGUCAUCCGUGCUAAUCAGUCGCUGGCUUUCAUGAUGACCUGGAAGACUGGUGAUAGAGUUCUUUCCCGUAUGUCUCUCUCUGGCGCAACGUGGCAAAAAGGUUCCCCGUACUUUAUCAGCCGCGACGCGCGAUAGCUGUCACCGUGCGAUGUGGAUCGAGCUUCCGACGAACCUGACCUCGCUGCAAGCUUAGAACAAGGUCAACCAUGGAAUAGAAAUUGUGUACAUCAGUUUUCUUAUGAAGUAAAUCACCGUCUUUCUGUCUCUAUAUCAGUUUCUGAAUAAAUGAAAGUUGUGCCACCCAUGACCCAUCACACAGAUGAGUAGAAUCCUAGUUCUCAGUUUGAAGUUUUUAGCUAGCUUCAUGACGAAUGUGAUGAUGAA